Labrus mixtus (cuckoo wrasse) is the source of this 647-nucleotide messenger RNA. It is a transcript of the gene urp1, whose product is annotated as urotensin-related peptide 1. Gene Ontology annotation, biological process: blood vessel diameter maintenance; regulation of blood pressure. The record is from RefSeq and is a predicted model, not a curated record. Bases 53 to 457 code for a protein of 134 amino acids. The transcript has 5 exons. Gene Ontology annotation, cellular component: extracellular region. Gene Ontology annotation, molecular function: hormone activity. NCBI's taxonomy places the organism in Eukaryota, Metazoa, Chordata, Actinopteri, Labriformes, Labridae.
UUUGCCCAGCAGAGGAGUAGUCCACAUCUGACCAUCGAAAGACAAAGUCAAAAUGCUGUCAGUGGCCCUGUUGUACCUCCUAGCUGUGAUUGGUUCUGGGACACAUGCUCUACCUCUGUAUCCUGAUACCAACCUGGAGCCACAGGCAGAUUUCAUACAGAAGUUGGUUUCAGAGGUGGAGGAUGGACCGAACACUUCAGAGGGGGAGCAGAGAGACAUCAAUAAUCUGUAUCCUCUGUUGAUGCAGCACAACGGAGGGAGAGACUCCUGGACUAAAGGGGCUAAAGAUUCAGCACAACAAGAUAAAUUUGGAAACAUGGUGGAGGACCUCAGGGAAGCUGUUUUAAAGCUGGAGGCGGCUGACAAGCUUCGCUCUCAGGUUUUUCUCAGAUCGGAGCAGAGCCUGCCGAAAACAAACAAAAGAGCGUGUUUCUGGAAAUACUGCGUCACCAACUAGAGCCCGGCGGCUGCAGGAAGUUUGAUGUGAUUUCUGUACAGACUGGUUGGACUCACCACUGUUCUGCAUUGUCACAUUUGUUUACCAGAAAACAAUAAAUGCACCACCCAACUGGAUCAACAGAAAAUAUAUUUUUGAAGCUGUAGAACUAUUGUUGUUUCUGUCUCUGAAAAUAAACUUGAAAAAUGAA